Stylophora pistillata is the source of this 9849-nucleotide messenger RNA. RefSeq names its product cadherin-23-like. The record is from RefSeq and is a predicted model, not a curated record. Gene Ontology annotation, molecular function: calcium ion binding. Lineage: Eukaryota; Metazoa; Cnidaria; Anthozoa; Scleractinia; Pocilloporidae. Gene Ontology annotation, cellular component: cell-cell junction; plasma membrane. Gene Ontology annotation, biological process: homophilic cell-cell adhesion.
CUUACAUUGCAGGCGUCAUGGAGAAUUUACCUUCUGGUCAAAGCGUUCUCAGUCUCUCGGUCAAAGAUGCCGAUCAUGGCUCAAAUGGGCGAGUUACUUUUUCUGUAAACAGCAAUAAGUUUGCUGUAAAUUUAACAACUGGCAUUCUCUACACAACUCAACCGCUGGACAGAGAGGAGCAGGCUCAAUACCAACUGACUGUAGUGGCUACUGAUGGGGGAGGGGGUGCUGCAAAGAGCACAAGUGUGUCUUUAGAAGUUAACGUCGAAGAUCAAAAUGACAACCGGCCACAAUUCACUGAGUCUGUUUACUUGGUAGCUAUCAGUGAGAAUGCCACUGUGUCGUCAUCCAUCAUUCGGGUGUCAGCUGAUGACCCAGAUUACGGCAAUAACGCUGAUUUGAUAUUCACUCUCACGGGAGGGGACGGGGUCUUUGCGAUCAACAGAACAUCUGGCGUUAUCAGCAUCGUGACCAAAGUUGAUCGUGAAACCAAACCCAACGGCUAUUCACUGAUUGUGACCGCGAGAGAUCAUGGGUAUCCCGUGCCCCAAUCUUCUACGGUCUUGGUCAAUGUAACAGUAUCUGACGUGAACGAUAAUGCUCCUCGGUUUGAUAAAUUUACGUAUUUAGCUGAAAUCAGAGAGGACAGUGAUAUCGGUGCAGUUGUUACCGCAGUUCAUGCAGUGGAUGAAGACGAAGAAUUGGCUGGGGAGAUUGUGUACUCCAUCACAGCUGGUAAUGAUGGAGGCGUGUUCUCCAUUGAUUCAUCGGGAAAUAUAACAGUCAUUAAAAAGUUGGACAGAGAAACGAAGAGUGCUUACGAACUGACAGUUACUGCCCAGGACCGCGCAGGGGAACCUAAAUCUGCAAGUGUUGAAGUGGAUGUCAACAUAGCUGAUGCCAAUGACAAUCCACCAUUCUUCCGUGCGCUCCCGCUGACCAUUCUGAUCAGCGAGUCUGCACUUCCUGGCAUGCCUGUCUAUACCUUGAUCGCCGAUGACCCGGAUGUUGGCAGUAACAAAGUUCUCACCUACGCGGGGUACUCCGCUGAGGGAAAAUUUGCAAUCAACGCAGAUACUGGAGUAAUAACAACAAUUGGGAAGUUAGACUUCGAAAAACAACAGAAUUACACAUUCUAUGUCGUGGCAAUGGAUCAAGGCACUCCACCGCUCAACAGCUCUAAACUUCAUGUAAACAUCACUUUGGUUGAUGAAAAUGACAAUAAUCCCAAAUUCGAGCGGCCCAUGUAUAGUGUGGAGGUCUGGGAGAAUGAGACAAUCGGUGGUCACGUGGUUCAGGUCAAGGCGACGGAGAGGGACUCGGCCAUUGGGUCUCGUAUUGGGUAUAACAUCUCGGCUGGUGAUCCAUAUGGACAGUUUAAGAUAUUUUAUGACUCGGGAAUCAUCGUAGUUCUGAAGCCUCUUGAUAGAGAAAUUAUACCAAACUAUACGCUUCGUGUGAGGGCCACAGACAACGGGAACCCACCUCGGUACGGUGAAACAUCGGUGACAAUUUUGCUGAAGGAUAUAAAUGACCGCACCCCAGUUUUUCAAUUCCAAGAUUACCAGAGUGAAACUUCAGAAGACAGUUCUGUGGGGACCAGUGUGACAACAGUAGAAGCCACAGACAAAGAUAGCCUGGAGAAUACAGUGCUGACAUACAGCAUUCUGAGUGGUGAUCCGAAUGGCAACUUUGGCAUAACGACGACCAAAAGUGGCGGGAAAUACCUUGGGGUGAUAACCGUGGCAAAGCCACUGGACCGGGAAACAAAAGAUCUUUACAAACUAAUCAUAUUUGUGUCAGACGGUCUCCACAACAGUAGUGUGAUACUGGAGAUCCGACUCACGGAUGUGAAUGACAGGAAUCCAGAGUUUAAUGCCUCGAUUCAAUAUUCAGCAGAUGUGCCAGAGAUGUCACCUAGCGGACUGUUUGUUCUCCGUGUGCGGGCGACUGAUGCGGAUCUCGGCGACAAUGCAAGAAUAACGUACAGCCUUGAAGGAUCAGACGGUAAAUUUACUGUUGAGGCAAACACCGGUGAAAUCAGGACAGGUCCAGCUUACCUUGACAGAGAGGGAAAGGGUGUUUAUCGAAUGACUGUAGUGGCAACCGACACAGGAAACAAACAGGGUCGCAAGGAAGUGACUGUUCACGUGACAGACAUAAACGACAACUCUCCAAAGUUUGUUCCACAAGUCAUGACGGUGACACUUACUGAGGGCAACGAUACGGCGGGAAUAUACGUGAUACAAGUAAAUGCUACCGAUUCGGAUGCCGGGGACAACAAAAACAUUACCUACUCUAUCAAUGGAGGAAAUCUGGGAGAUGUCUUCCUUAUUGAUGGAAACACGGGUUUGAUCACGACAUACAAAGACCUUGACCGGGAGGCACCUGGGCUGGCAGUCGAUAAGCACGGCAGGGGAGUGUAUACGUUAUUGGUCGCUGCCACUGACCAUGGCUCGCCUAAACAGCGAAAUACAGCGACGGUACAUGUGCUUAUCGAGGAUAUAAACGACAAUACACCGUUGUUCCCACCUAAUGGAUACAAUGUUAAGAUAUCGGAAGGAGCCAAAGCUAAUAGUGACGUCAUUGCUGCAGUUGCUGUUGACCCGGAUGCUGGAAAUAAUGGGAAACUUGUUUACGAGUUGAUAUCCGGUAACACAGGAGGCGAUUUUUCGCUGGAUCCUCAGACAGCCAUGAUCAGAACUCGCAAGAAUCUUGAGCGACAACAGACAUUCUCCUACAAUCUUACCAUUGGCGUGUCAGAUCAAGGAAAACCUGCACGGAUUGCAACGACUCAAGUCUACAUUGAAGUUGGUGAUAUAAACGACAACGACCCAGUCUUUGAUCCGGUCAACUACACAGUGUCUGUGUUUGAAAAUUCACCCGUGGGGACAGCCCUAAUAAAUGUUACAGCAACAGAUGCGGACAGCGGACAAAACGCUCGGAUUACCUACAGUGUCACUUGAGGGGAUCCUUUCUCUGUGUUCACUGUCGAUACGCAGGUACACCAACAUGGAACGGUUAAAGUUAAAAGUCAUGUUGAUCGGGAACAAAGAAACAACUACACUCUAACUGUGACCGCGGCUGACGGAGGAGUUCCACUCAGUAGGAAGGCUUUUGCUACAGUGUUUGUAACAGUAGUAGAUGUGAACGACAACGCACCAAAGUUUACUCAAGCUAUGUAUACUGGGAAUAUAAUGGAAAACUCCAUAGCUGGGACGACUGUGAACAUGCACCAAAAGAUUAAAGCUACAGACCUUGAUGAAGGUCUAUACGGAGAGAUCCGCUAUCACCUCAAUGGUUCCGAAAGACAUCAGUUUGCCAUUGAUCCAAUUACAGGCAUCAUUUCCACGCGAAAAUUUCCUCUGCCGACACUGGACCACGAGAGGAUUGAAAACUAUUCCUUUUUUGCGGUAGCUGUUGACGAGACGGGCUUUGGGCAUGCUUCGUCCGUGCCUGUUAGGAUACAGGUUAUCGACGUUAACGACAACGUUCCCAGAUUUGAACCAACGACGAAAAGUGCAACUAUCAGUGAGGAUUCUCCAGUUGGUUUCUCAGUGACAAACGUUUUUGCUGUAGACCCAGAUCAUAAUCUUAACGGAAAAGUGUCUUAUUCGCUGAUUUCUGGAGCAGAUGGAAAAUUUGAGAUUGGAAGAAGCGACGGAGUUAUUCGCGUAAUUGGUGAUCUGGAUCGAGAAAUGAAAGAACACUAUGUUCUAAAUGUUUCAGCUUUAGAUGGUAGUUAUUACCCGCUAGAAGGUUUUGGUUUUGUUCAUGUUACUUUGUCAGACGUGAACGACAAUAUACCGCGAUUUGAAAAAUUGGUCUACAAAGUUACAAUCUCAGAAGAUUCCUCAGUCGGUAGUUUACUUGUAAAUCUCACAGCUAAAGAUCCAGAUUAUGGGUUAAAUUCUGAUGUAUCGUACUCCAUGAGCCACCCUAAGUUCACGAUUGACCCCAAAACGGGGAGCGUGACAACCACAGGGAAACUGGACCGAGAAACUCAAGACACAUAUUCAUUCAUCGUACGUGUUCAAGAUGGUGGAGGUCUGGGAUCAAGUGUAGCUGUAAAUGUGGUGAUAUCAGACACAAAUGACAAUUCUCCUUAUUUCCUGAGCGAGAGGUACAAGACCGACGUUAUUGACAAGACGCCGGUUGGUACAAUAGUGUUAACCAUUGUUGCAGAAGAUAAGGAUGUCCAUGAAAAUUCCCGCAUUGUAUAUCUCAUUGCUGAUGCGAAGGACGACUUGUUUAGUGUCGACCCAGAAGACGGGUUUAUAAAGGUUCACAAGCCAAUCAAUCGUAUCGAUCUCCUCCGACGUGAUGUGAUUGACGUCAAUGGUUCCUUCGUUUUUAAGGUGGUGGCACGUGAUCAGGGUAUCAUUUCUCGUUCAUCCAACAUCACAGUAGAGAUGAACAUUGUGGAUGCAGGCGAUGACAGUCCAGUGUUUAACAGAUCAUCUUAUGUAGUCAAUGUUACGGAAAACCAACCAUCAGGAACUCCAAUUUUGCAAGUUGUAGUUUCAAAGCACAGGCCUGGAGCAGUUCUCGCAUACAGUAUUGUAUCUUUACAGGACGAGUUCCAGAUUGAACGAAGCACGGGCGAAAUUUCGACAUUGAUGUUGCUAGACAGAGAAGUUCGUGAUGAUUAUGUGUUCACCGUUCCAGCCAUGGAUAACGGACAAACUCCGCUCAGUGGCUACACUUCGGUGACCGUCCAUGUGACUGACGAAAACGACAACGCUCCUCAUUUCCAGUUCCUUUCUCCUCACAAAAUGACCGUCAUGGAGGAUGUGCCUCUUGGAACAAGAGUCGGUCGUGUGGAAGCGCUGGAUAGCGACGCAGGGGAGAACGCUGUAUUUGAGUAUGCCAUCACUCACGCGAAUAUUGGCCCAGGGCAGUCAAUGAUCUCGAUUCACUCAGACUGCGAGACUCCUCUGGGACUGGAGAAAGGUGACGUCAAAGCCAGCGACACUCGAGCCACAAGUACAUACACUGUCCCUAACGAGGAUUACUCACCAACACAGGGGAGACUAAAUAACAAAGUUUUUAACCAGUUUGGGAUAUCUUACAAAGGGGCUUGGUGUGCAGCAACGAAUAACAAAAAACAAUAUCUGCAGAUUGACUUUCGAGGAAUGCGAAAGGUUACAAAAGUUGCCACACAGGGGAGGCCUGGAUCCAACGAUUACGUUAAAACUUUCAAACUGUCGUUCAGUUUGGAUGGUAGCUCCUUUGAAUUCCACAGAGUGGUUUUCCAGGGCAACAAUGAUGGUGGUAGUACCAACACGAAUCGUGUUCUUCCUCCAUUUCACGCACGUUACGUGCGAGUUCAUCCUCAGUCGUGGAAUGGCAGGAUUUGCAUGAGGCUGGAACUUUACGGAUGCGAGUCCACUGGGAAAGACGAAGUAACCCUGCCUUUCAUCAUUGAUCCAGACACUGGUUAUGUUAGUACUUCAUAUAGUCUGGAUCGUGAAUUGCAGGAAAAGUAUAUCAUGACUGUGGAGGCCAAAGACAAAGGCAGCCCCCCUUUGAGAAGUAACACAACUCUUGAAGUCCUGGUGAUAGAUACCAACGAUAAUCCACCAGUAUUUACACGACCAGAAUAUACUGCACCAGUUCCGGAAAACGCCUUUGGUGGAUAUCAGGUUAUAAGGGUCACAGCUCUGGACGCUGACGAAGGCAGCAAUGCUGCUGUAUCUUACAACAUUGUCGAUGGUGCCGGCGACAAGUUCAUUAUUGAAGAAUUAUCAGGCAUAGUUCGUCCCUCUGGUCGUCUUGACUACGAAUCAAUGAGGGAUAAAUUCUACGUGCUGAAUAUUUCUGCCAGUGACCACGGUCAGCCCCAGUUGACGUCCUUUGUUCUCCUGAACAUUACUGUGACAGACUUCAAUGACAAUCAGCCUCAAUUUUCACAAAAUUCCUACACUUUGCGCGUGUCAGAGGAUACUAAAGUGGAUACAUACUUUGAUCAGAUUACUGCUACUGAUGAAGAUACCGGAGCAAACGCAAAGAUCACGUAUUCUCUGAAGGAUGACAUGGGAACGUUUUUCAUCUCUCCUGAAACGGGACAGUUAAAUCUUAUUGAGUCGCUAGACCGUGAGAAAAAGGACCUUUAUCGGUUAACUCUUGUAGCCACUGAUAAUGGGGCCCAUAGACUUUCCUCUGAAGCAGAGGUGUUCGUCGAAGUCUUGGAUGUAAAUGACAAUUUUCCGAAGUUUACUCGCCGUUUGUAUGAGCGGAAAUUGGUAGAAAACGUAGCCGUCGCUACUGUUGUACAAGUCGUGCGAGCUAAUGAUGCUGACGUAGGCAAAAAUGGCAACGUGCGGUACAUGAUUUCAGCGGGAAACAAAGCUGGCCUUUUUUCAAUUGAUGAAAUUACUGGAGAGAUAAGUGUGGCAAAACCCCUGGACCGUGAAGCUGACAACUCCUUGAAAAUUAGUGUGCUCGCAGAGGAUGGUGGGGAACCUAAGAAAACCGAUCAAUCAGAAGUUGAAUUUUUUUUGACUGAUGUGAACGACAACUCACCCGUCAUAAGACCGCAGAAGAGCACGGCUUCAGUCUUCGAGAAUGUCAACACUGGGUCGUUUGUGUAUGACGUCAAUGCCACUGAUGACGACAUCAUGAUGAAUGGGAGAGUAGAAUAUGCCAUCAUGCAUGGCGAGGAAGGGAAGUUUGUUAUUAACGCCACUUCUGGAGUUAUAACAACUUCCGGUGCGCUCGACCGGGAGAAGAAGGACUCGUAUUCGCUCAUCGUCAUGGCACGUGACAAGGGCACAGUUCCAUAUAUGGAUUUCGGUACAGUUGACGUGAAGAUACUUGAUAUGAAUGACAACACACCACUAUUUACCAGCACUUUCGGACCCUUCCUGGCAACUGAAAACGAACCAGAGAAUACAACCAUAGGAAAGGUUUUUGCUGAGGACAAAGACAUCGGGAAAAAUGCUGAAAUAACAUACUCAAUAACAGGGGGGGAUUCUGAGAACUGUUUUGAAAUCGACGGAGCUAGCGGAAGAAUCUUUACGAGAAAGCCAUUGGACCGCGAAAGAAUUACGCACUACGAUCUUUCAGUGGCUGCCACCAAUGUUGCAUCCAGUCCACCCCUGAGCAGUGGGACAAUAGUGAGAGUCAAUGUCCUGGACACUAAUGACGAAGCACCUCGUUUUAGUGUUCCAAGCUACAACGAGACAGUCUCCGAGGGAGCCAAAGCUGGGACGUCUAUUGUGAAAGUGUCCGCUCAGGACAAAGAUCUGGGUACGAACAGUCGUGUCUUGUAUAAAAUCCUGUAUGACGAGAUAACUGCAAACGUGUUUGGCAUGAAUCAAGAUUCCGGAAUAAUGACGUUAAAAAACAACAUCGACGAAGAAGAAUACAGACACUUUAUGGUUAUUGUAGAAGCAAAGGACCUUGGAUCACCCCAGUCCCUCUCGUCUGUUGUUCCUGUUUAUGUCAUCGUUGAUGACGUUAAUGACAACCAGCCGAAUUUCGACAAAACGUUCUACAGCGCGUCAGUCACUGAGGCGGCUCCCAUCGGUCGCUCAGUUCUCAAGGUCAGAGCCACAGACCAAGAUAUGGGAUCAAAUGCUGAAAUAACUUACAAGAUAACAGUUGGAGAUGAUCGGGGUGACUUCCGUAUUGAUGACACUGGUACUGUGUUCGUGAACAAGGGUCUAGAUCGGGAGAGGCAUCCUACAUACACACUGGAGGUUCGAGCCUAUAACUAUGAAACCAAAGCUUUCAAUGAGACCAGUCGACCACGGGAGAGAAAUGUGGAUGCUGAGGGUUAUUUGUAUGACACUUCAACCCUUAUGAUAGCUAUUCUUGAUAUCAACGAUAACGCUCCUAGGUUUAUCAGACCGCUCUUCACUGGAGGUGUUGCAGAAGCUGCAAGUUUUAACACGUACAUAAUGAAAGUCAAGGCUACAGAUAGAGACGCUGGUAACUUUAGUGCGGUGCAAUAUAGGAUAUCCUCUGGUAACGAUGGUGGCUUUUUCAAAAUAGACGAAGACACUGGAUUCAUAACAACUGCCAGCAACUUUAGAGGGAAAAAGGGCGAACGGUUUGAAAUUAAAGUCAGCGCUCAUGACAACCACGGAAAGCCUCCAACAAACGAGGCUGAAGGAGAGGCCACGGUCCAGAUAUUUGUACUCAUUGAUGAGCAACGAGUAACUCUCAAGGCUGAAGUUGAUCCAUCUCUUAUUGAUCGAAACAAAGAGGAAUUUAUAAGCGUUUUGAAUAACAUAACUGAGGCUGAAGUGAACAUAGAAGCGAUAUUCAAAGUCUUUUCAGAGAACACGGAUGGUAAACAGAUGGUUAACUCUGAAGUGUUGUUUCACGCUGUUGAUGUUAAUACUCAGACCAUCGUGACUAGCGAUGAAGUACUGAGCACUAUUGAAAAGUACCCUGACCAGUUGGAGACCUUGUACGCCAGGUGGAAAAUCAGAGCUCCCAUCUCUGCCACCACACAAUCUCCAACGGAGGACGGUGGCUUGGGUAACGCUGAACUAGCACUUAUCAUCCUUGGAUCCGUUGUUGGGCUGCUGUUAUUACUUGGUCUGUGUUUUGCCCUAAAGACUCGUUGCAGAGUAAAGAAACGUGAAAUGUAUAACUCGCCAAGAGCACGAAGAAAACUUGGAACCACCAAUCGCAAUGGUUCCUGGUCGUAUUAUGAUGACGUCAUUGGUACUAUUGAAGACAAGAGUGUAGCUUCUGUCAGGAUGUCUCAUCCAUAUGGAAGCGACCCGGGAAUGUACAGCGGCUCAGAUUAUGUGCUCACUAAGAAAGGACACUCAUUGGAAGACAGAAUUUGGGAUGACGAGGCUGACUGCUACUUAUCACAGGAUUCAAAUUCUAAAAUCGAAUCAUAUCUUGACGAUGACGGCGAGUCAGAACACGGGGCAGCCGGAAGUGAUAUCAGCCAGGAAAGUUCUGCCCACUCAUCGAAACUAACAGCUGACGGCAUGGUUAUAACUAAAGUCUAACAAGAUGCAUUUCUUGUUUUGAAAUACUAGUCAUAACAGCAUUGAUUACUAAGCCCAAGUUCAAAAUGUUUGAACAAAAAUGGACUAAAAUGAACUGUAACUCUCGGAUAAGGACGCAAGCAAGUUUGUUAAGUCCCCCGCAAAACAUUGUGAGGCGCUUAGAGGCUUGCAAUAAGCGCUAUAUAAAUUUAUUAUUAUUAUUGCUCUAACUUGUAAUUUAUCUUAUCAUCAACGGCACUACUUGAUGCAACUUUCGAGUGCUCCCAGAAUCAUUAAAUAAUGUGCAGAUGCCAUAAGGAAAACGUGUUAAAAAAAACCGCGGGUUGUUUACUCUUUUUGCUCUAUUUCUUGAUUACGUAGAUGUUAGAAUGCAUGAGUCAGGCAUUUUUGGCCUUGAAUUGCGAGGACAUUUUAUAGAAAUUUCCAUCACGGCAUUGGUCAGUUUGGAGCAAAAGAAACUCACAAUUAAUCGAUGUAGCGUUGAAAAAGAAACUGCCCAUUCAACAUGUACCAUUCAUGAUAGGUUUGACCCAUACAGCUUAUAGAACGCAUUUUCGUACAUCUAGAACCUUUACAAUAUUUCCUCUUGCUAUCAAUUCCAGUAUUUGGCUGACAGAUAGUGAAAGUUUUAGGUGGAAUGGUCUUACAUACCACGAAGUAGUUUUCAAGUAUUUUUAAAUUGUACGUGGCUUUGAUGAUAAUCUUCGCCAGCGAGUAACCUUGUUAACUUUACUGAUGUGUGUUUUAUCUCAAGUCCAAAUAAUUGUACGGACCUAACCGUCUUUGUUAAAACUGAGUCAUCUCUAUCAGCAGUAAGCCUUGAAAUUUGAGAAUAAAAUGUAAAUUCUCUCCUUGGAAAGGUCUCUGUUAA